GGUCGCCUCUGGCCGCCGCAGCUCCUCCUCCCUUCGACGGAGGAGAGGGAGGGUGUGGAUUUCCCUGGCUCAGGCGAGCGGGCGGACGGAGGGAGGGAGGGAGUGCUCGGCUGUGAAUCCCAGACCAGUCCCGCGGUGGCAGCCCAGGCAGGACCCCACCCUGAGCAGAGAGAGAAGAGGCAAGAGGCUUCCCCCUGGGCUGGCUGCGUGCAGGCCGGCCAGGUAACCUGAGCUGACUGUGGGUGUUCCAUCUCGUUCAGUCUGUCAAUACGUAAUGGUAUUACUACUUAGCUGCAGUCCUGUAUGUCUUCAUGAAUGGCUUUCAGAUAGUGAGAAAGAGACACUGUAAGGAAUGGAGCUGGCUCAUAGCUUAUUGCUUAAUGAAGAGGUUUAUAACCACCUGGGUGAACUUCAGAAAGCAGAAUUUGUUUUUGAAUGGUUGAGAUUUUUGGAAAAACUGUUACCAGCAACCAGUCGGGCUGACAUAAGGGAAAAACAGACCAAACUGGUUGAACAACUGAUACUUUUAUUAACAAGUUCACCAGGACCUCCUGCCAGACAGCUCAUUGCCAAGAACCUUGCUAUCCUUUAUAGCUCUGGAGACACCUUUUCUGUUCACCAGACAAUUGACAAAUGCAAUGAACUUAUUCGCAGUAAAGAUGAUUCACCAAGUUAUCUACCCACAAAACUUGCUGCAGUUGUUUGUCUGGGCUAUUUGUACAAAAAGCUGGGAAGAAUUUUGGGCAACAGCUUUGUGGAUACUAUAGGGAAUGUCCUUAAAGCAAUGAAGAAUGCAGAGUCUCAAGGGAGGUAUGAGAUCAUGCUAAGUUUGCAAAAUAUAUUGAAAGGUCUGGGAGCUGCUGCCAUUCCAUGUCUCAGAGAUAUUUACAAAGCUGCCCGGUCAUGCUUAACGGAUAGAUCAAUGGCAGUUCGCUGUGCUGCUGCAAAGUGUCUUCUAGAACUUCAGAGUGAAGCAACAUUUAUGUGGAGUACAGACCUGGAUAGUGUGGUGUCUUUGUGUUUUAAGUCCUUUGAAGGAUCUAACUAUGAUGUACGAAUAGCUGUUUCUAAGCUUUUAGGCAGUGUGUUGGUUAGUGCUGUAACAUCUAAACAAGGCACAGCUUCUGCCAGACACAAUGUUCGUAAAAUCUCAUUUGGGGAAGCUUUGGAACUGCUGGGAACAGGCUUCCUUCGUGGGAGUUCAGGAUUUCUACGAGCCAGUGGUGAUAUACUGAAAGGGACCAGCUCAGUCAGCAGAGAUGUCAGAGUUGGAGUUACUCAGGCAUAUGUGGUAUUUAUCUCCACAUUAGGAGGGCAGUGGCUUGAAAGGAAUUUCCCUGCCUUGCUUUCCCAUGUUCUAGACCUAGUCUCCCAGUCUCACCCUAAAGCUGUUCAGACUCAGAUGGAUGCUAUCUGCUGCCGCCGUUGUGUUUCAUUUAUCCUCCGAGCUACAGUAGGGGGCCUUCUUGGGGAAAAAGCUCAAAUUGCAACUGCCAAGGAGAUUUGUCAAGCCAUCUGGAAGCUGAAGAAAGUUGUGGACGCUGCAAUGAGUGACACUAACGUGGAAACCCGUAUUGGUACAACAGAUAUAGUAGCAAGCCAGCAUAUGCUUAUAUGUGCCCUAGAAGAACUUGGAAACCUCAUAUAUGGUUUAGGCACUACUGCUGCACCAGUGCUGCAAGAUUCUAGUACAGGCAUUCUGGAUGCAGUGAUCUCAGUCAUUCUUCAUCCUAGCAUUUCAGUCCAGCUCGCAGCAGCAUGGUGCUUACGCUGCAUUUCUGUGGCAUUGCCCUGCUUUGUGUCUCCACUUCUGGAUCGCUGCAUUGAGCGACUCACAGCACUGAAAUCCUCCCCUGAAGCAGUGACUGGCUACAGCUUUGCUAUUGCUGCUUUGUUGGGAGCUGUCAGACAGUGUCCUUUAGGAAUUCCUCAUUGCAAAGGGAAGGUUAUUAUGAUGGUAGCUGAGGAUUUAUUGCGUUCUGCUUCUCAAAACAGUCGCAUUUCAGUACAGCGAAUGCAGUCUGGAUGGCUACUGAUAGCUGCUUUAAUGACACUGGGUCCUACAGUUGUCCAGCAUCAUCUUUCAAGAAUGCUGUUACUAUGGAAGUGUGUGUUCCCACUAUCUCCUAAAGAUUUAGAAACGGAGAAGAGUCGGGGUGAUUCGUUCACAUGGCAAGUGACACUGGAAGGCCGGGCAGGGGCUCUCUGUGCUAUCAAAUGCUUUAUUGUUCAUUGUGGGGGACUCCUUACAGAUGAAGUUAUUCAAAGACUGCUUCCUCCCCUCCCAUGUGCUGUUGAUUUACUGACACAGCUUCCUUCACUAAAUAAAGCCUAUGGCAAUCCUUUAAAAUCAUCAUCAGUGACAUACAGAAAAAGACUUUAUGAAUUGCUUACUUUGUUGCCUCCCAAAACUUAUGAAGGAAGUUUCUCUGCCAUUCUCAAAGAACUAGUGCCUGAUUUGUGUCAAACUGAUAAUCAGACGGCAACCUCUGCCACAUAUCUUCCAUCUCUCUGUCACCAGAAUGAACUUAGUUUACUUGGUUCCUUGCUACAGGAGACGGAGCAUAGAUUUAUUGAAGAGCAGAUGCUCUUGGUUAACAGUAUAGCUGGAGGAAGCCUGGAGUAUGAUCCAUAUUCUAUUUAUGAAAAAGCAACAGAAGGUGAUUCGGUGCCUAAGCCACUACCUCCAAUGUUAUCCAUUGUCAAUGCAGCAACCCGUCUCUUUGGAGUAAUAUUUCCCCACAUUGCUGAGUCCCAAAGACUGCAGGUGUUAGAACAAUUAUUGGCAUCUAUAAAACAAACCAAAGGAUCACGGCAGCAAAUAGUGCAACAGAAUGUUUUAUCAGCAUUUUCUAAUUUUCUGAAGCACUUGGCUGGCUGCAAGGGAAGUUUAGGUUCUGAAGAAAUUCGAAAGUGUUCCCUGACCUUAGUUUUGAGUGCCUUGGAAAGUAGUAACCCUGUUUUAAGGUGUUCAGCUGCAGAAUCCUUAGCCAGACUUGCACAGGUGGUUGCUGAUGGCACUUUCACUGCUGGAUUGGCACAAAUCAGCUUUGACAAGCUAAAAUCUGCUAGAGAUGUUAUAUCAAGAACAGGACAUUCUUUGGCUCUGGGAUCUCUCUAUAGAUAUCAAGGAGGAAUAAGCUCUACUCAGCAUCUGAAUGCAUGUGUUGGAAUACUUUAUACAUUAUCUCAGGAUAGCACUUCACCUGAAGUACAGACUUGGGCACUACAUUCUCUAUCACUGAUCAUUGAUUCUGCUGGCCCUUUGUAUCACGUGCAUGUGGAACCUACCCUCUCUCUUGUUCUCAUGUUGUUGUUGACUGUACCUCCUGCCUAUGCUGAAGUUCAUCAAAGUCUUGGUCGCUGUUUAAAUGCACUUAUCUCCACUUUGGGUCCUGAGUUGCAAGGCAGCAGCUCUACAGUUUCAGCCUUAAGGGCAUCUUGUCUCUUGGGCUGUGCAGUGAUGCAAGAUAAUCCUGACUGCCUUGUCCAAGCUCAAGCCAUCUCUUGCCUUCAGCAGCUUCAUAUGUUUGCUCCACGUCAUGUAAACUUGUCUAGCCUUGUAAGGUGCCUAUGUGAGAUCUUGUUGGAAAAUUCUGUGUUGGUGAAUCUUUCUAGUUCAUAUCUGUUACUGAGACGAGCAGUACUAGCUUGUUUACGUCAGCUUGUGCAGAGAGAGGCAGCUGAAGUAUCUGAACAUGCUGUUGCCCUUGCUAAAGACAGCAGAGAAGACUUUACUCCAGGCAUUAAUAUCAGAGAAGUAGGUCUUGAAGGGGCAUUGCUGAGUUUAUUGGACAAAGAACUAGAUCCAAAACUGUGCCAAGAUAUCAAAGAGACCCUGAGCCAUAUGCUUAUAUCAAUGGCUGUUGAAAAACUUUCCUUCUGGUUGAAGCUCUGCAAAGAUGUCCUUGCUGCCUCUGCUGAUUUCACAACAGUAGCUUCAGUGGAUACUACCCAAGAAGAGGAGGGUACUCAAGGGGAUGAUGAAUUGGCAUUUGCCUUGGAAAAUGAUGAAAAAUCACACCCUUUCCCCCACCCACGAUGGUCUACUAGGGUUUUUGCUGCAGAGUGUGUUUGUAAAAUUAUCGGCCAAUGUGAGGAUGCGGGCAAUGCUCAUUUUGACAUAGCUUUGGCACAGGAAAUGAAGCAAAGGGAUUCAAGAGAUGAUUUCCUAGUGUUGCAUUUAGCUGACUUGAUCCGCAUGGCUUUUAUGGCUGCCACUGAUCAUAGUGACCACCUUCGUCUUUCUGGUCUUCAGAUGUUGUUGGUUCUCAUCCGAAAGUUUGCUUCUGUACCAGAGCCAGAGUUCCCAGGUCAUGUAAUUCUGGAGCAGUAUCAAGCAAAUGUUGGUGCAGCUCUUAGACCAGCCUUUACUCCAGAAACACCACCUGAUGUAACAGCAAAAGCAUGUCAGGUUUGCAGUGCCUGGAUAGCAAGCGGUGUAGUAAGUGACCUUAAUGACCUUCAAAGGGUUCAUCAAUUACUUGUGACAUCUUUGAUUAAAGUUCAGGCUGGGAAAGAAGCACAAAGUCAAGUGUACAAUGAAGGCACAUCGACUAUGGAGAUUUUGGCUGUGCUAAAAGCUUGGGCAGAGGUUUAUAUAGUUGCAAUUCAAAGACAGAAAAAACAAAAUGAUGUCAGCAGGCCACCCUUGGUCAUAAGCAUCACGGAGGAGAGCAACAGAGAUCAGACAUCUUCAGUGGAUGAACUUUUGGAGCUAGUCCAAGCAGACCUGGGUAAUCUGAGCAAACUUUGGCUUGCUGCACUCCAGGAUUUUGCUUUUUUGACUUUGCCUUCAGAAUACACCUCUCAGCUUCCUGCUGAAGGCGGUGCUUUCUAUACUGCAGAAACAAUGGAAAAUUCAAGACCACACUAUCAAAACUCCUGGGCCCCAAUUCUUCAUGCUACAGCAUUGUGGCUCACCAGCACAGGUUUUCUUGUGGGUGAUUCAGAUGAAGGUCUGUCUAAUCUCUCUCGACCUGUCACCCCAACUACCAUGUGUCAAGACUCUACAUCUCGGGCUGCUGUAAAAUCACCUGAGGAUGUGAAUACUGACAGAUUUCACCUUGUCUUGGGAAUUACUGUGGAAUUCCUCUGUUCUCCUCGAUCAGAUGCAGCAAUGGAAAAUAUUACUGCUUGUCUGCAUGCCCUCCAAGCACUACUUGAUAUCCCUUGGCCAAGGUCUAAGAUUGGUGGUGAUCAGGAGCUGAGUGUUGAGCUACUGAAUGUUUUACAUCGACUUAUACUGACCAGAGAGUCUCCUGACAUUCAACUUGCUGCUCUAGAAGUUGUUCAUCAGAUACUUUUUGCAGCUCAGGAACAUGUCAAGGAAAAAAGGAGAAGUGCAGAAGUUGAUGAUGGUGCAGAAGAAAAGGAAACAUUGCCAGAGUUUGGAGAAGGCAAAGAUACAGGAGGAUUGAUACCUGGGAAGUCCUUAGUCUUUGCAACACUGGAAAUGUGUGUGUGUAUUCUUGUAAGACAGUUGCCUCAGCUUAACCCUAAGAUAACAGGCAGCCCUGGAAUUAGCACUGGAAAACCUCAGUUAUCGGAGAAUGGAAGCAGACUAGUAUCAGCAGCAUUGGCUAUCCUUGCUGAUGUUCCUGCAGUCUGCUCACCAGAAGGAAGCAUUGCCGUUCUUCCUACAAUCUUGUACCUUAUUAUUGGAGUCUUCCGAGAAACAGCUGUGAAAUUACCCACUGGUCAGUUACCUUUGACAGUAGCUGCAUCAUUACAAGCUCUAAAAGGAGUGUUGUCUUCUCCCAUGGCUCGGGCAGAGAAAAGCCGAACUGCUUGGAAUGAAUUACUCCGUGGUGCUUUGGUCACUAUUCUUGAUUUUUGGGAUACAGAUGAUGCUCGCCAAGAAUUGGAUGAAGGAAGUCUACUCACGGCAGUCACAAUAUUUAUUUUGUCUACAAGUCCAGAAGUUACUACAAUGGAAUGCCUUCAGAUAUGUUGCAUUGAAAAGUUUAAAUCAGCACUGGAAUCGAAAGAUCCUACUGUACAGCUUAAAUGCUACCAGCUUCUCCUUACCAUUUUUCAAUAUCCAAAUCGAGCUAUUUCAUAUUGUUACAUUCAUUCAUUAGCAUCAUCAAUUGUAGGCAAACUCCAGGAAACGGAGAAAGCUAAACCUGAGAAUUCUGCUGAACUUAAAGUUAUCCAAGAAGGGAUAAAAGUGGUGGCUGCUGUAAUAGCUCUUGCUGAGGAGGAGCAUCGAACUCAGCUAGUGGCUUGCUUUCUACCAAUGCUCAUUGCUUUUCUUUUGGAUGAGAAUGCCCUAGGAUCAGCCACAAGUUCAGCAAAGAGUCUACAUGAGUUUGCUUUGCAAUAUCUGAUGCAGAUUGGUCCACAGUACUCUUCAGUCUUUAAAAAACUGAUGGCCUCUUCUCCACCAAUGAAAGCCAGACUUGAAUCAGCUGUGAAGGGUAAUCAGGAAAGCAUAAAAGACAAGACAACAGCUAAGCAUGCAGAGAGUCCUGGAAAAAGUUCAAGUAUCCAACUGAAGACAAACUUUCUGUGAAAUAACUUGUUUUAAAUCCUAAGCACUUUGUUAUACAAAAAGUUCAUUUUCAUUUCUAAUUAUUCUCGUGAUAAAGUAGUACUUUUGUUUCCAGUUCAGUUUUGUUUAACUUUAAUAAUGUUAGCAUAUUAUAGCCACAUUCCCAAGGAGUGCAAACGUGUACCUUCGUAUGUGUAUCUAUUGAUCUUAAUGAUGACCUGGUAUCCUUCACAAUGUGGGCUUUGCACCUGUGCAACAGUCCCUUUGGAAGAAUUUCAAGCUCUGCAUAGCAUCCUGAAGCUCUGCCCUUCACGUGCAGAGAGCGCUUGGUAUCUUUGGCACCAGAGUGCUUAGUGUCUCAGUUCCUUCAUGACUGCCAUCAUGAAUGGUUCCCUCAGUUUUUGCUGCUUGUGUUCAGUUCCUGAAAGAAACAAUUUAUGGUUUGCUUUAUAAGUUACACUGAGAUUGUAGUUUUCUCUGACUACUCUUCGUCUGAUGUUUGGAAUUUCCCUCUAAAGGACUCAAGGAAGACUUUUAAGCAGUGUUCUUCUUCUUUCUGCUUAAAACCCUCCCCUCUUCCGACAAACACAACCUUUGUUUGCUCUGUCUUGGGGAAGAUUAUAAUAUCAGUCCCUGUAAAAUUUGCUUUUCCCUCAGAAAAGCAUAGAAUUGUGCUUAAGAGCAGCACCUUACAAAAAGGCCCUUUGGUAGUUGACCCCAAUUCUGCACUCUCUGUUGUCGCUGACACUGUCGACGUCCACGCUGUCCAAGUUGGACUUGACUCCGAAACCUUCCUCUGCUUCCCCAACUUUAAAAAAAGCUUUGUGAUGUCUCUAAAGAUAGCCAUAGUCAUCACAAAAAGUGUACACAUGGGAAGGAGGACUCUCCCUCAAAACACCGGAAAAGCCGCCCGCUGCUUUCAGCGUAGCCUCGUCAACCACCGCCUACUACGACGCAGGAUGUCUUUCGAACGCCAUCCCCAGCGGUUGUUCAGGCUGUUCCCUCGCAUUCAUCCUCUUCUUCGUUGGAGGUGAUUGAAGUAACUUGCACAGCUCCACCCCCAACAACGGCAUUGACACUGAUUCCGACGUCUAUCUCUGUGCCCAUGCCGAAAUGAGGCUCUGCCAGGAUCCAAGCAUUGUUGUCGCUAUCUACCUCAACCGAGCACACGUCUGCCAAGUACAUGCCUGCUUUUUCGACUGCUCUCCCAACAUCUGUCUUUAGAUUACAUUUGCCUUCGAAACUUUGUGUCAAAGGACUUUCCUCUCUUACACAACAUCAAUCCAUUCUGGCUUCUCCAAUGAUGACACCUUCUGGCUUCACCUUUUAGAGGUUUUUCCCUCCACAGUCUUGGUGCUGACAAUGCAGCUAGCUUGGACGCCUUUGAGAUUCCUAAGACACCAUCUGCAUCUCCAGUAUGUGCAACUCCUUGCUGCUCUCCAUCUCACCUUCCUGUCCAAGCCUAGAAGAAAAGGCUUAAUUUCUCACUCACUGCCUACUUUCCUUACUGGAGAUGGCUGGACUAUUGGAGCUUCUCUGGGGCCCUGGACUCAGGUUUUAUCAGGAGGCUGGGGAGAUUUAAAAACCCUUCUAUACAUGCCUUGCCCAUCUCUGCCAUAUGAUUAUGAAGAGGUCUGGCUUUGGAAGCUCAAGAGACUCCAGUCUACCACUGCUUCUCAAGAUCUGUCAUCACCUGUCCUUGCAGACCCAUCCUUCAAGUGUCCACUGGACCCCCCUUCUGUGCCACAACCCCCUAUGGCACCUCCUCUUCCUUUACCUAUGGAUCCAGCCCAUCCAGCUUCGCCUGUCAAACUAGCUACCCGCUGCACACCUGCUAUUCCAGAAAAGAACUUCUCCAACCUUGAGUACACCUCUUUCCCUUACUCUUACACUGGAUCCACACAUAUAGACAACCCAUCGGAUCCUUCUUCCGAUGACAAUGUGCCAAAUAAUCCAUGCAACUCUCCUACUGAGACCCAAACAUACCACAUCUAAAAAGCCAAAAUGGCUAGAAUUAUUGGCUUUGAACUAAAAUCUCCAGCCCCAUCUGUUAAGGAUUUUGUUGCCUCUGCUACAACUUCCUAGCCUGCAGCACUUCUCAUGCUGCCAGUACUGAUUAAUUCAGCAAAAGGUGCCUGAGAUGCUUCAGAUACUGCCACAUCUACCUCCAAAAGACUCAAAAAUUUUAGAUUCAAGGAGCUUGAUUGCAGGUUUCUAUUUAAGCACCCUCCACCUAAUUCGCUUGUUGUGGACUGUGCACUGAGCAGCAAGUCCAGUCAAAGGCUUUCUGCCCCACUGACAAAGAAGGCAGAAAGCUAGAUUCCAUUGGCCAGAAAAUUUAUUUGCUAUAAUGUCUAUCCAUGAAAAUAGCCAACUAUCUGGCCUGGAUAGCCAAAUUCCAUUAUUCAGUCUCGGAAGGGUUCAAAAUGGGUGGAUAUUUCAUGCCAAAGUAUUAAGUAUCACCAAACAACUUAUGGAAACAGAAUCCUGCACCAUGAUUAGCACCUUCUCUCUAAGGUGUCACACCUGGCUCUGUUCGUCCUCUCUGCAACCUGAUAUGAAAGAUAAGAUUUGAUAGGGAAGGCCUCCUCAGCUCUGACAGAUGAGACUAUGCAACAUAUGAAAAAGUAAAAGUUUACAGCUAAAGCUUUCACUUGCUCCUCUGCUCUACAGUCCUACUCCCAGAGGUUUAAGAGAUUCAACAGACCUCAAUACCAGUACAACCAAGCUGAGUGAAGGGAUAACAAAGUCCUUCCAAUACUCUCAAAAGUGUUCCUUCUCUCAAAGGGGUAGCCACAAUGCAUCAGCAUCCAGCCAAGCAGAGUCUUUUGAUUCCCAGGUUCCCCUGCCUGUGGGAACUUUUAUCCCCAUUCUUUCUAUCUGGCAUUUUAUCAUAUCUGACACCUGGAUGCUAAGUGAUACGAUAUGAAAAUAUCAUAAAAUAUGAUAUGAUAAAUAAAAUAAAUGUCUCAUCUCCACUAGCUACUAGACUCCCUGCUCUGGUGGGCUCUACCAGAAAACCUAGCAAUGGGUAUCCCCUUCCAUCCUCCUGUUCCUACCAUAACACUUAACAUGGAUGCCUCCCUGAAAGGGUGGAGUGCUUACUGUGCAGGGUUCCAUACAGAACCACCAACAGUCACUCCUUCACAUAAACCUUUUGGAGCUCUUGGCUGUUCUCUUGCCCCUGAAAGCUUUUCUACCAAUUCUGAGUGGCAGGACACUCCACAUCCUGUUCAACAACAGGAUCACAAUUACUAACAUCAACUGCCAGGGCAGCACAAUAUCAAAAUCCCUCUGCAACCCAUCAGUUCAGAGAUUGAUAGGUUUAUAGAUUGGUCUAUAAACUAUCAAAUCUACCCACUGGCCCUUCACAUAAAGGGCAUUGACAACAUGUUAGCGGAAAGUCUCAGCAGAGAAAAAAACCUCUCUUGCCAAUAUGAAUAGGAGGUCAACCACGAUGUUGUCUCUAUUUUCCUUCAUUGGUGGACUCCCCAAGUAGAACUUGGUGACCCAGAACAACAAAGUGCUGCCUCUUCUGCUCAAGAGCGGCAGUGGGCGUACAGUCCCUGCGGGAUGCCUUUCAAAUAGCCUAGGCCACACAUCUGUUCUACUUCUUCCCAACUUUCCUUCUUUUGUCACGUAUUCUCAGUGAAAUCCUAUAGCACAAGACAAAAUUCAUAAUACACCAUGGUGACUGAAGCAGCCGUGGCUCUCCCUUCUCUUAUAACCGUACUGAAGCCUCCAUUGCUGCCUGGAUUGUGCCUGGAUCUUGUCUCCCAGAACAGAGGUUAGGUGCUCCAUCAUGGCCUCUGGACAUUGAACAUGAUGACCUGGAGGCUGAACCUUUAGAGCAAAUAUUGCUCCAUGAGUGGAAAGCCUCUACCAGACAACUAUACCUGUAAAUGGAAGAGGUUUGUCAAAUAUGCAAAAUUAUGGGCUUCAAAGCAACUGUUGCCUUGGUCAACCAAGUCCUCCUGUUCUUGACUUCCCUGAAACAUACUGGCCUUUCCAAUUCAUCCAUAAACGUCCAUAUGUCAGCCUUGUCUGCAAGAACACAACAGCAGUUACUAUAGGGUUCUAACAAUGACAAUCAAGCCAAAGAACCCUAAAUAUCAUUAAAAUACCCAACACAACUCAUUAAAUAUAUAAACUAUGAUGUUUAUAUCAAGACAAUAAAAUUAUUAUUAAAAUUCUUAUAAACCAAAACAAGUCAAAUAAAGACCCACAUGGAUUCCAAAAACUAUAGACUAAAAGAUCCCAAAUUUCCCAAAGAAACAUCUCAGUCCAUUAAAUAAUAUGAUCCUAAAAUCCCAGAGCUUUUAUCUCAGUUUCACUAGAUUUACUCAAACCUGAUUCCCAAAUGUCCUUUACAAAUAAGGUAUCAGAUGAAAUCUUAGAAUGAAUCUUCAAGAGAGAAAUUAUUCACAAAAUGCCAAAUCACAUCUCCAUUAAAUAUGAUAAAAUUAGUUCUCAGAUGAAAUGAAUAUCUUUCUCAAGUGAAAUAUAAAAUGGAAUCACAAAAAUUCUUCAUGGUAAUACAUAUAUAAAAUACCAAGUGUUGAAUCACAACUCCACCAGAUAUCGUAAAAUCCAGUUCUCAGAUGAAGUGAAUGUCCUUCCCAAGUAGAGUUCCAAAUGGGAUCACAUAAUUUUUUAAAAAUGAGAAUAUUUAAAAUGCCAGACACAUUUCAACAAGAAGUCUUCCUCAAUGACAUUCCAUAUCCCUCAACUAUCUAAAAACAAACACAAUAAAUUGCUAAUAACAUACAAAUAAAACCAUAAAAACUUAUACAGAUUGGGUUAUAUAAUACCUUUGCCAUAAUAAGUGCUUGGAUACAUUAAGAUAUUGUAACCAUAGCCAGAUCUCAUUAUCCACAUGCCAUUUAUAAAACACCUUAAGAACUAAAUUUAGAUUCAUAGAUUCAUACACAUAUGCAUAUCACUCUCUAUGUAAACAUACACAUUUGUCCACAGUUAUACUAUACCACUCAUAACACAGCCACCUAAUGGUGCAGCAGGAAAAUGACUUGACUAGCAAGAAGUUGCCAGUUUGAAUCCCCGCUGGUAUGUUUCCCGGACUAUGGGAAACACCUGCAUUGGGCAGCAGCGAUAUAGGAAGAUGCUGAAAAGCAUCAUUUCAUACUGCGUGAGAGAUGGCAAUGGUAAAUCCCUCCUGUAUUCUACCAAAGACAACCACAUGGUUCUGUGGUAAACAGGAGUUGACACCAACUUGACGGCCCACUUAAUUUUAUUCAUAACACAUCUUGUAGUUUUAUUUCACCCAUCCAAAAAACUGUAUCUGAUUUAUCUAAAGAUCGCCCUAUAUAUUCUCAGAUCUCCAAUCAAAAUCAAACUUAAAAUUAGACUUCUUAAAUAUAUCUGCCAUAUGAAGAUAGUAUUGAUUUGUAGAGUCUUUCGCAUGUAUCCUCGUCCAGAGGUGCUCUUACCCCUGAACUUCCAGGUGGAAGUCCAGGGCCUCCACACCCCCUGUGGAGCCCCCCAAUUCUCUUCAGUCUGUCCUGGUAUGGACGCUGUGCCACUGGCCCUUUCUGCACCAGGCAGCCGAGCAUAACUGUGAUGUAUGCUGAGAAGCUGAACAUGACCUCUGCUUUAGAGACAGAGCAGGGAGUGGAGAAAGAAAGAUGUGGUAUGGAAAUAUGUUUCUGCUAAUACAUAUUUGCAUAAAUAUAUCUGUUUUAUAUUCUUGUGAGUUCAGUUGCUGUUUGCCGUCAAGAACCGACUUGUUAAAAAUAAUGCAUGUGUCAUGGGGUGUGUGUGUGUAUGUAUAGAGGGCUGAUACUUAACUUGUGGCGGGGUAGAGGGGCUCCAAAGGCCUUUAGAUAUAGGUUCCAAAAUUACGUAGGUGCAACUCUGACCUCUUCUACUCACAGUAGUUCUUGCCAUUACUGCUGCUCAGAGAGUUGGCAGACUCGUCACCCUAAGAGCUGAUGUUCCUUUACUUUGUCCCUAAUAAAGUUGUGAUGCGAACUGAUUCCUCCUUACCUAAAGUGGUCUCAGAUUUCCAUUUUAACCAGGACAUUGUUCUCCCCCCGGGAAUGCUCUCUGCAUUCCCUGGACGUCCGGAUGGCAGUUCUCUACUACUUGGACAGGACCAAGAGCUUUAGAAAGUCUGAAAGACUCUUCCUAGCCUUCGAAGGUGCUAAUAAGGGCCAACCUAUACCCUGCCAAAGACUUUCUGAAUGGCUAGUCCAACUAAUCAUUAUCUGUUGUAACAAGCAAGGUGUUAAGCCUCCUGACACCAUCAAAGCCCAUUCCGCCAGGGCCACCUCUGCUGCCCACUUACCCAGCAUUGCCUUUUCUGAAAUACAGAAAGUCACCACUUCGUCUUCUAGCUUAGCUUUUGUAAAACACUAUGCCCUGAAUAUCCACGCUACGUCUGAGGCUGGUUUGGGGUGGGCUUUACUUUUAAAAGUUCUAUAGUUUUACAUUCUCAGACCUUCUUCCUUCAAAGAGAGCUUGCUAUUCAUCCACAUUGUGAAGGAUACCAGAUCACUGUUAAGAUAAACGGGUUGCUCACCUGUUAAGUUUUGAUCUUUUGGUGAUCCUGUAUCAUUCACAACACCCACCCAGCUUCUCCCCUCUUUCGGAUGUACCUACUGCACUUACCUUAGUUACUUUGUAAAGUCCAUUUUACACAGUGGCCUUUCAGGAACUGAGAGACUAAACACUCUGGUGCCAAGGAUGCAAAGUGCGCUCCGCACACAAGAGGUUGACCUUCAGAGCGCUAUAAAGAGCUUGAAAUCCUUCCAAGGGGACUAUUGCACAGGCACAGAACCCAUGCAAAUGACACUAGCUCACCAAAAGAUCAAAAGUUACAGGUGAGCAACCUGUUUAUCAGGAGAUUGACUGGUAGUAGCAGGCACUGUGUGUACAGCUGUGGCUUCUGGAUAUGGAAAUGGCAACCAUGUGUUGUACCAGUUUGUAUAUACAAUUCCUGGUGUAGAAGAGGGCUUCUCUUGCUCAACUAGAACAAAUGCUGCAUUUUAAAAAAAUGCAGUGUUAUGACUCUCAUUGUGUUUGUUUCUAAAUACUGAACAGUAUUCUGCAUACAAGAUAUCAAAUAUUUUAUUAGGUAUAUCAGAACCUGUGAAAUGUUUACAUUUAAUAAAACUGCAUAUUUAUGUGACAUUUUGAUCUUAGCACAAGUUAACAGGAAAGAAAUGCCUGUGAUUUGCCAGUGCAUGUUCCAGAACCACACAUGCAUCUGGACUACUUGCAUUUGAUUUUGGUGUACCAGCUCCCAUUGGGGAAUAAAGAAAAAAAAUUAGAAUUUUGAAAAGCAGUUUACAGAUUAUUGCUGAGAGCUGCUUCAGCAAAAAUCCUAUGGAAUUAAUUAGUGUAUGUUCAUUGUUGGCUCCCAUGGAGUGUGGUGAAUGAAAGAGGUAAAAUUCUCUCCUGCUGGGGUUAAUGGCACAAAAUAUGUGGCUAGCUUCACUGAAAACAUUGCAGUGAUGCAUGAGUGAUGUAUGAUGCAUUGUCACUAGGGCUACAGGGUGGCACAUCAAAUGUGAGUGUUGGCUUGAAUAUAUUUGGAAUACUAUUUAAUCAAACAUUAAGCUGCAGUUAUUGUUAAAAAUGCUAAUUUUUGCCACCUGAAUCAAUAAAUUACUUGCAAUUCUGUAAUGUGUUCCAGCUGCUAAUUUAACAAACAGCAUCAAGUAAAAAUAUUAAAAAAUUCUUGUAGUCCAUACGUUUGUAAAAUGACUGUUAAGUAUUUCAAAUCCAGCUAUUUUAAGGUAUUAAUAACUUCAAAUUCCUCUGAAUUCUAAAGCUCAACAGCUUUAUGAAAAUCUUCUCGUGCAGUAGUUUGGAACACUUAUGGUUGCAGAGUUAAGCACAUGUGUAUGUUUGAAGCCUUAUUGCUCCUUAGAAAGUCCCAGUUAUUCAAUAAAUCUCCUUCUUAAAUUUUAAUAGGAUAAACAGUUUCACUAAUUUUAUGCAAGUGCCUUUGCAAAAGGCAUAUCAUGAUCAUUUCAUGAUCUUCCUGUGAUCAAACUGACAUGUACAGUAGGUCAUGCACAUCCAGGUGCAUAUUAUUCUAAGAAAAAAGGGAGACUUAUUAAAGUGGGCUUGUGUUAAUCUGUCAUGAGAACAGAACAAAAUGGUACUUUCUAACACUGGCUUAUUUUAUUAUAGAAGUCAAUUACUUCAGUUAUUAAUUUUAAGAAUAGUAUUAGCAGCCAUUGCAUUGUUCUUUUAAUGCCAGUAUUACUCGAUAUAAACCAAAUGUUAGGAGAACUGUAGUAUUUCUGUCUAAGAAUUGGUGGGUGGGGUGGGCAGAAAUAGUAUCUAUAGAAGACUCAGGAAGAGUGUACUGUAUUUUACUAUAUAUAUUUUGUACAUAAAAUUGUAAAUUGUACAGAAUUAACCGCUUGAACCAAAUUCUAAUGAAUCAUUUUCUAAUUUACAUAAAACUAAUUUUCUUCA
Hemicordylus capensis (graceful crag lizard) is the source of this 14944-nucleotide messenger RNA. RefSeq names its product HEAT repeat containing 5A (gene HEATR5A). The record is from RefSeq and is a predicted model, not a curated record. Lineage: Eukaryota; Metazoa; Chordata; Lepidosauria; Squamata; Cordylidae. The transcript has 37 exons. Gene Ontology annotation, cellular component: endocytic vesicle; membrane; Golgi apparatus. Bases 353 to 6517 code for a protein of 2054 amino acids. Gene Ontology annotation, biological process: endocytosis; intracellular protein localization; retrograde transport, endosome to Golgi.